AUCUAUGAUUACAACGUAGUUUGUUCGCGCGUGGGCACUGUUUUAAAGUAAUAUUUGUAAAUUAAAUUUAAGGAAAAGUGUAGAAUUUAUAAAUUCAAACAAUGCAUUUUACAAAUUGAGACUUUUUACAUCGAAUUAAGAGAAAUAAACGACAAAACUUUGAUAUAAAAAAAAAAACGAAUUCAAAGUGCUGAGUAUAAAGUUUUUGUUCUAACAUUCGUCUUUGCGUCAUACAGCCAUAGUAGACGAGAGAAUUCGCUAAAAAGCGACGCGAGUAAAAAUCGCCCUGCCUUGUGUGCUACUUCGUCUGUUCCAACUCAAACAACUGCAAAACAACGGAUCGUAGGCAUUGAUUACUGGCGCAACACACGUUUAAAAACUUUGCAUUUCUAAUUGUAGCCUAAGGUGGCUGCCCUAUAGUAAUAUUCCCUAGAAGUCAUAUAUAUAUUGACAUGGUCAUAGCGAAGUUCUCAGUUUUUAAAAAUGAUCACUACAUUUUUUCUAAAGUGGAAAAUGAAUUGAACCUUUGAAUAAAAAGGCAGCAACUGUGUAAAUAUCUACGUUAAAGCUAAACCAACACAUUUUUUACAUACAAGCACUGCAAAUUAGAAAUUACUCGGUCGAACGUAAGCAGAUAAAAUUCAUUUACAAGGAUUAAAGAAGCAAUAUUGGUCAUUUGGCUCACCUGCUAAAAUGGCCUCUUCUCCUACCCCAUCAUUGGACUCCAUACGUGGUACUAAUUCCAUAGAAUCUUACGGCGAACACACAGGAUAUUUAUCUGACUCCCCACUUACACUGAGCGGCUCAUCACCACCAGUUAGUGACUCAGCCAUUUGUGACGAAUUUACCAGCUCCUCAGGAUCCGUUAGUAAUCAGCAUCAUCCCAUUUCGGCCUCAGUAUCAUCUUCUUCGUCGUCGUCGUCUAGUAGCGGUCUAAGUGGUUGCGGCAGCACAAGUAGUGCUAAUAGUAAUAAUAGUUGCAGCAACAUAAAUAACGGUAGUAGUGGUAGUGGUGUACUUGGCGGUAUCACUUGUAACAGUAGUAACGGUCCUGGCGUCAUUGGCAGCAAUUUGAACGGUAAAGGUAGUCCGUCGAGCAGCAAUCUACUUACCAAUAAUAGCAUUGUAAGCGUAUCCACAGCUAAUGGUGGUGCCGUACCGCGUUGCACCGCUUGUAAGAGUAAACAAUCAGAUGCUGUGGCGAGAUGUUUUGAGUGUAUUAGCUAUUUAUGCGCCAAUUGCGUUACAGCUCAUCAAUUUAUGCACUGUUUUAACGGGCAUAAUGUCUCAUUAAUAAAAGGUUUUGAUACGACCACAAAUAACGUGACCACAGCACCAUCAACGACAUCAACGUCCUCAGUCACCGCCACAAACUUAGCAGGCCCUACGUCCAGUAAUCUGACUACAAACGAUUUAAAGUUAUCUAGUUCGCUAACUAUGAUGUUACAACAACAACAGCAGCAGCAACAACAACAGCAACAAAUCACCAAAUUUACGCAACUCUCCAAAAUGGUAAUGAAUUCGCAUCUUGUUGGUAGUAAUAAUGCCGCUAUAUUGGGCGAUAAUGGUGAACAAUUGGAGAAUAGCAGUAACGCUGAUGAUUUAUUUGGCAAUAUAGUGCCACAAUUACGUUCAACAUCGUAUUGUCGUCGCCACAAAAAUGAAGCUUUGAAAUUCAAUUGUCGCACAUGCUGCAAGAUUGCUUGCAAUGAAUGUGUCCUGCAAGAGCAUUCUGCCGGCUUACAUGAAGUUGAACAUAUACAAGAACAUCAAUUAUCGACAGUUUUCCCACCGAAUAAUACGUCGACAACAGCAACGUUCAGCAGCCAACAACAAUCGUCGUCCGAAACGGUGUUGCAAACUGUAUUGACUGAAUUACGUGGAAAAAUUGCCGAAAUUGUAUCGCUGGUCAGUAGUAAUUCUGAUAAUAAUUCCAGCAAAAUAAAAAUGCAAUAUCAAAAAGCACACAAUGAGGUCAAUGAGACUUAUCAAUUCUUCUGUUCGAUGAUUGACGAGCGUAAGCAAGAGGUUUUGAAGGAACUGGAGAGUUUAUAUAAUGCCAAAGUGGCAUCGAGCAGUGUCUGGUUACAGCGCUCCAAGGAACUCAUUGAGAAAGCCGUGCAUACAUGCGAUAGUUUGGAACGUUCACCGAAAACACACAGUGUCACCGAUGUUUUAAUGUUGCGCAAAAUGCUUGAACAACAGCUACAAACCGCUUUAAUGGAUAUGCAAUUGCCAUUUGAAUUGGAAUUUGUUUCAAAUUACCAGUCCAUACAGGCGGGUGUACGCAACACGUUCGGUUAUGUUAGACCAGGCAAUGUUGAAACAACUAGUGGUGGUCAAUUAGUUAAACAGCCACCCAUUGCCAGACCAACACAGAGCUCAUCCAAUAGUAGCAGCAGCAAUAGUAGUCUCAGCGGUGUGGGUUCAGCACAUUUGCCACUCGGUUUGGGCUUGUCGAGUAGCCUCCUUGACACCUACAAUAAUGCUGUGGUUGGUAGUGGUGUAAACGGUGUUGGCGGUAUACUUGGACGUAGCGGCAAUCAUAAUUUGAUUGGCAACGGUGGCGCAAAUAGUAACGCAAAUUUCGAAGAGUUGAUGGCUAAACGUUAUCAUAACCAUGCAACGGCCGUCAAUGGUGUUAUUGCACCAUAUGUCAGUGUUAAUCCUUAUGAGAAAUGGAGUAAUGGCGGUAGUGAUAAUAUUUUCUCUACUACAGAUCCAUUUUCAAGCGCACAAUUACUUAACUCACUGACAAGCAGUGUGGGCGCCAAUAGCAGCGCACUCAGUGCACUAACUGUACAAGGUAGUAAUGCAUCUACCGAUUCGCUAAUGGAUCUAACUUCGAAACUGCUCUCUACCUCCACUUAUCCACCUAAGUCACAAAUUAAGCGCCAGAAAAUGAUUUACCAUUGUAAAUUUGGUGAAUUCGGUGUGCUGGAGGGACAAUUCACCGAACCCAGUGGUGUUGCAGUAAACGCACAAAAUGAUAUAAUUGUCGCCGAUACGAAUAAUCAUCGCAUACAGAUUUUCGAUAAAGAAGGUCGUUUCAAAUUUCAAUUUGGUGAAUGUGGUAAACGUGAUUCGCAACUCUUGUAUCCAAAUCGUGUAGCUGUCGUGCGUAAUUCCGGUGAUAUAAUUGUUACCGAACGUUCACCAACGCAUCAAAUACAGAUCUACAAUCAGUAUGGACAAUUUGUGCGUAAAUUCGGUGCCAACAUAUUGCAACAUCCACGCGGUGUCACCGUGGACAACAAAGGACGCAUCAUUGUUGUGGAGUGCAAAGUGAUGCGCGUCAUCAUUUUCGAUCAGAAUGGCAAUGUGAUUCACAAGUUUGGCUGCAGCAAGCACUUGGAGUUUCCCAAUGGUGUUGUGGUCAAUGACAAACAGGAGAUUUUCAUCAGUGACAAUCGUGCACAUUGCGUUAAAGUCUUCAAUUAUGAGGGUCAGUAUUUGCGACAGAUUGGUGGCGAAGGCGUCACCAACUAUCCAAUCGGUGUUGGCAUAAAUGCGAAUGGUGAAAUUUUAAUUGCUGACAAUCAUAAUAACUUCAAUUUGACGAUUUUCACGCAAGAAGGACAACUAGUGAGCGCACUGGAAUCAAAGGUUAAACAUGCACAAUGCUUUGAUGUAGCACUCAUGGACGAUGGCAGCGUCGUACUGGCUAGCAAAGAUUACCGUCUAUACAUUUACAGGUAUGUUCAGGUCCCACCAAUUGUUAUGUAAAUGUGGAGAAUAGUAAAGCAAACAAAACAAAAAACUUACGCAUAAUUACCUAAAUGUUAAGUCGGUGUAAUAUGUAAAGGAUAAGCAAGCUUGCAAGUCGUGUGGCAGUUACCGAAACGUGAAGCUGCACCGAUGCCGGUAAACGUUUUUAUUUACAAUAAUCUAAUCUUUAUAUUAAAUGUUAUGUGUGUAUACGGUCGUUCAUUGGUAAGGCCACUUGCAUAAGAUAAUUAUUAUUAUUACGAUUAUUAUUAUUAUUACUUUUUGCACAGAUAAGAUUGACACGCAAUUAUGCAUUGUAUGUACCUAUUAUAAAGUGUACAUAUGUUUGUUGUACCCAGUUGUCCUGCUAUUUUUGAUACUUCGAAAGCAAAAGAGCA
This is a messenger RNA of Bactrocera tryoni, 4106 nucleotides long. It is a transcript of the gene brat, whose product is annotated as brain tumor protein. The record is from RefSeq and is a predicted model, not a curated record. The coding region runs from base 694 to 3726 and encodes 1010 amino acids. The transcript has 3 exons. Gene Ontology annotation, biological process: negative regulation of translation. NCBI's taxonomy places the organism in Eukaryota, Metazoa, Arthropoda, Insecta, Diptera, Tephritidae. Gene Ontology annotation, molecular function: protein binding; zinc ion binding; mRNA 3'-UTR binding.